Molecule: messenger RNA, 789 nt
Organism: Fusarium sp. VM40
Lineage: Eukaryota; Fungi; Ascomycota; Sordariomycetes; Hypocreales; Nectriaceae
Source: the annotation of a GenBank genome assembly
AUGAGCAGAAACAAAGAUACAGUUCACGCCGAUGCGAGUCGCUUCCUCGAUGAGCGCGGCUCAAACGUCUCGGUCGCGCCAAACGGCCUCAAUCCUGCGACCAUUAUGGAAAAGGCCGUCAAGGAUCGCGUCGUCGACUCAUACUUUUACAAGGAACAGUGCUUUGCGCUAAACGAAGCCGACAUCGUCGAUCGCGUCGUCGAGCACGUCAAUUUCAUCGGCGGAACAUCCGGAGUCACACAAAAGCCCAGCCCGUUCCUAUGCCUCGCCUUCAAGCUUCUCGAACUCUCGCCCAGCGAUGCGGUGCUCCAGGAGUACCUAACAUACGGCGGAGAAGCUUUCAAAUACCUGCGCGCGCUUGCGUGCUUCUACUAUCGACUUACGCGGCAAGCGAAAGACGUCUACGCGAUGCUGGAGCCGUUUCUGGAGGACAGGCGCAAGUUAAGACGGAGAGGCAGGGCGGGUGUGACAUUGACAUAUAUGGACGAGUUCGUGGACGAGCUGUUGACGAAAGAGAGAGUUUGCGGUACAAGUUUAUGGAAGAUGCCAAAACGAGAGGUGCUGGAAGACUUGGAGAUUCUUGAGCCGAGAGUUAGUCCUCUUGGUGAUCUCGAGGAUCUUCUUGAGGAGGAGGAUGAAGCAGAAAAAGAGAACGGAACAAGGGAAGAGUCCGGAGAGAUUUCGGAGAGGGAUGAGAUGGAUGUCGAUCGCGAUGAGAGGAGAAGAAGUCGGAGUCGAAGCAGCAGUCGAAAUCGGAGCCAAAGUCGCAGCCGGAGCCGCUCACCUUGA